This is a messenger RNA of Fusarium redolens, 716 nucleotides long. Its product is annotated as At2g23090 like protein. Bases 367 to 591 code for a protein of 74 amino acids. The record is from RefSeq and is a predicted model, not a curated record. The transcript is spliced from 4 exons. Lineage: Eukaryota; Fungi; Ascomycota; Sordariomycetes; Hypocreales; Nectriaceae.
GCAAUAACAACUCUGAGACGGGGAUGACACCAACUCUGUAACAUAAAUAGAUACAGUUUCUGCCUCGGCUCUGUUGCCUCUGUUAAUACCCGUUGAUGUCUAUCCCUGGAUGGAACGGUCGAGACCCUGAGAGCGGUUAGAUAACGGCGAGUCCGAAAAGGGCGAUCGCUAAGGGAAAAAAAAAGGUGACCCCUCCGUUUUCCGUUUUUACGGUUUUUCUUCUGCAUAAUCGCAUCCAAUCGAUCUUUAAUUCUUACUCACUUACACCUUUGACCUUCCAACACCGCCAGUCUAUACCAAACUCUCCUAGUUCACACACAUAACAACAACACACCCUCUUCUUAAAAACCAGACCAAAUCGCAAACAUGGGUAACGGUGCCAAGGCUCAACAGAAGCGCGAGCGCAAUGCUAAGGACAAGAACACUGCCAAGUCGCAGCUCAAGGUGAACGAGAAGGCUUGUGAUAUUCAGUGCCAGAUCUGCAAAUCUACCUUCCUCAAGACCACAAAGGCCCCUGCUCUGAAAGAGCACGCCGAGAACAAGCACAGCAAGACCAUUGCCGACUGUUUCCCCAACGUCCAAGUCGCAUAGACCAUAACACGAGGUUGACAUGAUGGCAUCGUACGAGAAGAGAAAAGUCAAGAAAACAACGGAAAAAUGGGAAAUGUUUAGCGAAGCGAGGCGUACAGUGGCGUGAUAGCCUAGACGAGAAUGGG